GUCUGCAGGAGGAGCACAUUAUGUUUGGGGGGAUCGGCAUGAGAUGUAGUAUCGUCAGUUUUGCCUCGCAGCAUUCCCUUUCACCACGAGUGGGACUAAAUACAAAAAACGCAUUUAUCUGCCUCAAUGUGUGUGACAGAGGAGUCUGCUCUUGUUCUUUGCCAAACAUAUACCAGAUGACCAGCCUGGUGCCCUCCCUGAUUCAGAGCAAAACCAAGGUCAAUUGUCUGUGUGUGCUUGUGUUCCUGAGCUUCCCCCUCACCAUGGGUGAGGUGCCCGGCCCCUGCAGACAUUCCAUAACCAGGGAGCACCUCAUGACGCUCAGACACCUGAUGGAUAACCAGUUUAGUAGUGGGUGUAUGAUUACCUACACAUUUAUAGAGCGGAAGGAUUUGAGCAAAUGUUGCUUUGUAAAAGCGGCCUUACCGUGGAUCUUGGAGCUGCUUGCGACCCACUUCAAGUACAGCAGGGGCUCGGUUAACGAGGGUUACGUUCAGUCUCUGAGGGCGCUCAUUCUCAACAUCUACUCUCAGAAAUGUGUUCCUCAGAUUAACGAGGAAGUUGAGGACAAACCAGAAAGUUUUGAAGUGUCCUUUCAACAGUCUCCUCUCGAAGCACUUAGGAGGGCCUUGGAGGUGUUGUCUGUCUACUGGGAGCUUAUGACCACCAUGGAGGGGCCUGUAGACUGGCAGUGUGAGAGCGAAUACACUGUGGCCUUUGUGGUCAGCACAGAAGUACCUACCAACCUGCCCACCGUCCACUUUACAACAGACAGGGCUGAGAAGUACUCAAUGAACGCGUCCCCGAGACGUUUGGAAACAGAUUUUUAUAAACUUGGCUUUAUAAUCACUUCCAUCUGCGGAGGAAUUCUGAUUAUAUUCUUCCUCUCCUACAUGUUCUUACAAAAGAUUCGGCGGAGACAUGCAGAUCACAGACCUGGAGCCAUGAUAAUAUUCAGCAGAGAGCUCCAAACCACAGUUCUGGAGGCAUGAUAAUGGAGGAGCUCCCAGAACUUAAAGGCAAUGACAGCACAUGAAUUGAGCAGUGUAUGACGAACACAUGAAGUUGGACAUUCGAUUGAUUAAUCAUCAAGGACACAAGAGUUAACAUAUUUUCAUAUGUAUAAUGUACCAUCUGAACCAUAUGUCAUCAGAGCUUGGCUUUAAGUGGAAGCAAGAGUUUUUAUUUAGAAUAAUGUGCUUUGUAUAUUAAUGUUUAUGCUGUAUCCAUGGCUUAUAUUUUUCUAUUUAGUUGAGAAAACAAAAUAUUUAUUUUUACAAUAGUUAUCUAUGUUGAACAAUGUGUCUAUCAUAUGUAACAUAAACACUUUCUUAUCUAUUGUUAAAGCUGUUUCCCAAAUGUUUCAACCACUAAUUUAUUAUAUGUUAAAAUUGUCUGUAUAAUAAUAAUCUAUUGAUGCAUUAAAAAUCCAUAUUAAAUCACCUCUGCAACGCUUUGAUAACAGUGGAAAUGAAAUGUGACACCCAACAAAAUCCCUUUGAGACAUCCGAUCUAUUAACACUAGUGGAUUGGUUAAGGUUGUGAUCCUUUUAUUGCCUGUUGGUUUAACUUUCCAUUUCAUAAGACUCUCAAAGCUCCAGCCAAACUUCAAAAGAGUGGGCCUUUUUAGGAGGCCUACCCUGCCAAAAAUAAUGUUAACCAAGGCAUCCUCCUCUUAAAAAGAUUCUGAGUAACAAUAAAAACAUUCUGGCUAUAAGGAAAGAAAACAAAACAUAUGAUUCAACUUUGUAUUAAAUGUUUAAUACUUUGGAUUACGUAAACCACGAUCAAAGCCUGGCAACAAUACAUUGUUAUUAUAGGCAGUAAAAAAUAAUGGAAUGUGGCGUUUCUGAUUCUUAAAGGAUAAAGGGGUUUAUAAUGCUGUCUUUCAGACAGGUGAGCAUUAUGUUGCCUAACAACUGUUUUGUUUUCAUAGUGAUAGCAUGACAUGUGGAUCCCAGAGGAUUACAUCCCUGACCUUUUUUGUGGAAAUGGCUGCUACAUGUGAUCAUGUACAUGUGUGGGGCCUAAAGCCUAUAUUGUAUCCCUGUCACAAGACAAAUCCCUCGAAAGUCCAAAAAUAUGUGAGGAGUGGAUUGUAAAAAAAACUUCAAAGAUUACUACUGAUCAUUGUAAAUAAAAGUAUAGUUGAUGUGCAAUUUUUAAAUGUUUACUUUUAAUUUGGUGAUCUAUUUUAAAUUUCUAUUAUUAUUUUCCUGCAGCAGAUUAAAGGCAUCUGUGUAACAGAAAACAACCCACCCUUGUCAUGGCUCCCAACUAUUUGCGAAAAAAAAGAAUUGGAAGUUUCCCAAAAACAGUUAAGACUGUUCUGAAAGAAAGCUAUUCUUUUCUUGUUUUUCUUUCUUGAUUUCUUCUUUCCUUCUAUCUUUCCUUUUUCUUUAAUUCUUGCUCAGUCGCUCUCUCCUCUGUCUCUCUACCUUUCUGACUUGGAGGGAGCUGUGAAACAGCUGUUUUUAAGUUUAGGCUUACCACAACAAAGAGAACAUUUGGCUGUGUCAGAUAUUUAUAUUGAUGGUGUUAUCCAAGGGCUCUACACAUGCUUCAUAUUUGCAUAGACACAUGGUCACUUCAUUUAGUGAGAGAAAAACAUGAACAUUUGCAUAAUAGUUAUUGUCAUAUAUAAUCGUACACCGAUUAAUUUGUUUACUUUUAUGCUACAUUCUUUAAAUGGAAAUACAAUUCACCGUUUUAUUGAAGAUACUUUGUUAAAUUAUGAAAAAGAGCUGUGAGUGAUGUUUAAAACACAGAAAGUAGCCUUCACAACACAUUUCUCUUCCCUUUAAACACGCUAAUGAGAAUCAUCAGUUCAUUCCUUUCCUGCUGUAAGACUGUUUUACUCCACAGGAUGGAAGCAAAGGGACCAAAAUAAUCCUCACCAUGUCAUAAUCAGUUAUGACUAGUGACAUUUUAACUUGGGAAGACAUGAACAUUUGAUAAGGAUUUUGUGAAUAACACACUUAAUUUAACUUAUUUAGUUAUGGCUUUCAUGUGGCAUACAGAAAAACAGAAAAACAAAGUCAGAAAACAUCUAAAAACACAACUGGGAUACAGUUCAAAAUCGAAAUAGACGUAACGUGGUUCUAAAUCAAUUUAUGAUAGAGGCUUUUAUAGAAGGCACGGGUUACCUUGGGACAUAUCCCUAUUGAUAAAUUGAUGAGAUAUGAUAGAAGAUCCUAAACAUUUAUGGAGGCAGCAAGGCGCAAACAGUAGACGGCUUCAGUUGGAAUGUCUCUGGCACUAAUCUUAUUUGCAUCCAAACGCAGCACUCUCAAUUUUGAGAAGUUGGUCAUGUCUACCACACUGCAAAAACUGCUCAAAGAGAAUUCUGAAAGUAAAGAGAAAGGGAAAAAGAGAAACAUGGAAUGGUUUGUCGAUCUGUAAAGGCAUUAUUUUAUAUAUUUAUUUUUUUCAGAAAAAGCUAAAUGUUACUUGCCAUAUAUUAUUAUCAAUGUUAUUAUUAUUAUUAGCAGUAGUAGUAGUAGUAGUAGUAUUAGUAGUAGUAGUAUUAGUAGUAGUAGUAGUUGUAUUAAUGGUUGUAUAUUAUUAUUAGUAGUAGAAUUAUUGGUAUAAUUAUAUUGAGAUGGCAUAUUACUAUGAAUAAUCAAAAAUCUUCAACUGAUGCAUGAACCUACCUUUAAUACGAUUGGCCUCUAGGUAGAGGUACUCCAGGUCCCUGCUCAACAUGGGGAUCCUUUCCAGUUUGUUGUGGGAAAGGUCCAGUUCCACCAGCGUGCUCACAUUAAACACAUUGGAUGGAAUACCCUCAUCUGUUAGCAUGUUACUACUCAACCUUAAGAACUGCAAUUUGGGAUGCAUGCUCAGAAAGUCGGCAGGAACGCUCUCUAUCUUAUUAGAGCCCAGAUAAAGCUGGUGGAGGCUCUCCGGAAGGCUCUUGGGCAUCUUGCGAAGGUUGUUCUUCGUCAUGUCCAGUACGGCCAGAGACUUCAGCCCCUUGAACGCCCCUCCAACGUCCUCGAUGACGUUGGCUUGGAGCUGAAGACUGGCCAGCUCGGUCAUGCCCUCGAAGGACUCCGCCUGGAUCUUGGAGAUCUGGUUGUUGCCAAGGCGGAGCUCCUUGAUGGACUUGGGCAGGUUGGACGGGACACGGCUGAGCUCGUUGUGAUCUAAGUAGAGGCGUUCCAGUUGCCUCAGCUUUCCAAACACGUUCUUCCCGAUCUUGUCGGAGUUGAGGCGGUUCUGAAACAGCACCAGCCAGACCAGGUUGGUGGCGUUGUCGAACACCCCGUCCUGGAUGCCCGUGAUCUGGUUCCUCUGCAGGUAGACGUACUUGAUGUGCGAGGGGACGUAGGGCACGUGGUGCAGGUUGCGGCCGUGGCAGUACAUGGCGGCGGGGUACUUGGCGGGACAGUCGCACUCCAGGGGGCAGUCUUGGUCCUGGCCGUUGGCCCAGAGGGCCUGAGGCCGGCGCCAGCGGCCCCGCAGCUGGGCCAACCACUGCAACUGGUUGACCCCUUGGGCCAAGUUCAGGUCCACCAGACACACCAUGAAGAGGAGCCCCGCAGCCCGCAUGAUCUCGAGGGGUGGAAGGUGUAUUCAGGCGGGGAUGGAGUGGGUGAGGUCCAUGGGAGGUGGUGGGGUGAGGUCAUCGGGGGUGAGGUACGAGGGGAGUGGGCAGUGAGGAGGACAAAGGAAAAUAAAUUGUACCUUCUCAUAAGUAGCUCACAACAGGAAAAAAACAACAAUUUGUGAUCUGUGAUUUGUUAUGGUUUGAUUUCAUAGCUUAGAUUUGGUAAUUUUUGCUACUUUCUCAAUAUAGUUGGAAACUCUGCUAAAAGUAUAUACUUACAGUUGUUUGUUGUUAGUUGUUUGUUCAGCUGUGAUCACGCUUUCUCUCCUCUCUUAGGCUUUGGGUUCCACAACUGACUAAGAUGUAAUGGUGUGUUGCAUUAAAUACCCACCCCCCCUACCGCCUCCACCCAUCAUCACCCUCAUCCCAGCGGCAGUCUAAGUCUGUCCUGUUAAGAGCCGUGCAUUUUCCGCUUGCAUGUAGUGCUUACACUGCACCAUAUUACCUCCAGCCAUGUGCAUAUAUCAAUCCCAUCUGGGGCCUGGUGCAGACAUCUGCUAUUUAACAACCUUGUUUUCUUCUGUCUCUGUUGUGCCUUAUCAUUAACAUGGCCACUCUUGUUGGCUCAAAAUGUGCAGGUUAUCGAGCUAUGCAGAAUUUAUGGAAUUUUUUAAUGGGUUUUUCGUUCGUUCAUUCAAUUGCACUUCAGCCUCAAGUGGUGGCCUCUUUGGAAACUGUGACAGGACUGAAGACUUAAAGUGCAGUCGACUUGUAAUCUUCAUCGUUAUGAUUAUGAUUACAAUGAUUCACCUUCUGAGCUUCAGCAUGUUUUUGUAGAUAAUAUGUUUCUUUGGAAUGAAAACAACUGCUUCUAUCUCUUCCGCUUUUUGACCUUGGGGCAACACUGUUUUGUGCGCUCUUGUGCGGUCAUAUUCUCAGUUACCACCUGAAAGCCAUUGAAUCGUUAUGUCAUUAUCUUCAAUUUGCAGCCCUCCUAGCCGAUUGGAUAUUGGAACUGGCUCCUGGCUACACACAUGGAACCAUUCUUUACAAUGAAUGUACCAAGAAUGCACAUACACUGAGAGAGCAACAUAAUUACAUUACAUGUGCUGACAUAUGGAAUCACAUUUCCAUUUGACUCUAGAAUAUUUUACUUUCUUCUAUAUCACAAAAGUUACCGUAAUGUAAGCAUGAUUCUACAGAUUUUCUUGCCUUUUUAAAAGUAUAUGGAUACAUGUCCAUAUUGAUGUCCAAUAACUCGUCUCUUCCAUUGGCCUUUCUAUGUUUUUCUUAAAACGACUGAGCACCGAAGCCGAAGCCAAUACAAAUUGUCUGUCAUGGCCCCUGUUGUGGUGCUGUGUAUUCUCCCCCUGUGUGGGUCACACCCCUCUCUGUGCUUUGCCUGCCACUCAACUGCUCACACCUGGCCUGCAUCAACUCAUCAACUCCCCUUCAAAUACACCUGGUUUCCCUGCAGUCAUCGCCAGAUCGUACUUCGAGAUACCGUGAUAGUUACUCGUUCCUGGCGCCAGUGUAUACUCUCUGUAGUGUUUUCUCUUGUUGAGUUCUCGUGCCUCACCUUUGUUUUCUCUUGCCUAUAGUUUUUGGAUCAUCACCUCCAGCCUGCAGUCUUCACUCCCUCCAGCCUGAUAUGCCCCACUCUCCAACCUACCUCCUGCCUCACCACUGGUUUUACUCAAUAAGCCUGUUCACCGUCACUCCAACUCCUGUCGUGUCUCUGUGUUCUGCUCUUGGGUCCAGAAGCUAUCGCUCUCAUAACAUUGUAUUGGAUAUUGGUUUCCCGAAAGGAGCUCAAAUCGCUGUAAACAUAAUGAAAUUUAAAUGUACUUUGCAAAAAACUGUUAAUAGUAUUGUCAGAAACAAUACAAAACAGAAAGAAAAGUUAGAGAGAGACAGAUGCAGACAGACAGAAAGAGGGAACAUAAGGUGACUGAAUGGAUAAGGGAGGCAACAAGCUGUAUUUCAGAGGCAUUUUUCAAAUAUUUAUCUUCAAGUGCAAAAGUUUAGUUAUAAAAUUAAGACAACAAAACAAUAUUUGUAUAUUUAAUAUGGGGCUAUUCAACAAUAAUAACAUGCACUAUGUUUUAAGUAAACUGCUUUUUUUUUUUUUAUAAUGACACCUGGACACAAGGCUUAACAUCUGAGACAUCAGACGGCAAAUAUUUUCCAAUGGUGCUAAGGGAAAACCCUUUUACACGCCAACACACGCAUGCUAAUAAUUACAAGAAAAAGUCUAACACAGUUUACAACUCCGGAGAUGUUGCUUCUAUCAACACAUUAUUAAAGUGUUGUUAUUUAAGGAUGGUGGGAGGGUACUUUAUGAGAUCAUAGCACAAUCCUAAUAUUCAGGCCAACAUAAAACAUGUUUUUAUUAAUACGUAUUGGCAAAGAAGAGCUUUUGGAUAAAGAAGAUUGGUUAUUGAGCUGCUCCUCUUCAAAUGAAAAUCCAAUAGGCGUUUACCUGCAUUUAAUGAGCAAAGUCUGCCUAGAAAAAAAGGGUCAGCAAUCGAAAUGGAUAAUAAGAGCUUCGGGACCAAUUCUUCAGACAUUUUAGGAUUAACAUUUUAUGGUUUAGCUUCAGCUGCCAAUGAUAUCAUUAAACAUCUUACUUGUUUAUUCGACUACUUGUUUAUUCGAAUUAUUAUUUGAAUAAAAAACUAUUCUUUAUGCAUACGAUAUCAAUGAUGGAGUCAGACAAACAGCACAUUAUGACAAACAUAUGAUCUCAUUUUCAUGCACUCUUUGCCUCAUUCUCUGAAUGCCAACUUGCAUCUGUCUCAAAUAUAAGCGGUCCAUGACCCAACCCAGACCCUGAUAGGAGCAGUAAAGAACAAACCAGCACACAGGCUACUUCCUGGAAUGUUCCCCAUGGUUUAGAACUCUGUGUGAGACUUGUAGAAUUUAAAUCAUCUUGAUCUGACAAAUUCCAAAACUUUGUAGAUUCUUCCUGGUUGAUGCCUUUAUCUGUGGGCCAGGUCUGCCUUCUUGGCAAGGCCCUUAUCGUUUAUAUAUUGUUCAAUGGUUAUUUGUUACUUAACACAAUUCAUGUAGGCCUGACAUGUUUAACAAUGACUGCAUUGAGCAAUCAGGAGUCGUGAUGCCAUCAAUGUUUCCACCUCAUCUCCAUUGGGACUAUACUCUUGUGAUAAGCUGCGUGGUUGCCAGCAGCUAAUAGAGCUUCAGCUGAACUCAUUCCAAGCUGCCUUCCAUUGGGCUCAUCGCACCAGUCACAGAGUGCUGCUGCGUGGGUGGAGUGAACUCUACCACACACACCCCAGGGGGGGACUCUGGACCCCAGAAAGGGGUUAUUUGUUCCUGUAUUCUGACUGAAACCCGAGACUAAGGGCAUGGAUGGGAGUGAUCUACUGCCCUUUGACAAAAUAUACACAGUAUAUUUUGUCAGAGUAGAAUAAAAUAGGGUUGUUAUCUUCAAGAUUACCCUGGUAAAUUAGGGAAUUAGCAGCAUUCAACAAAUUAUGGAAAAAUACAUUUGUCAUUCAAUUGAAUAUGAAUGGGCAGCCAAACAGGGCAAAUUAGCCUGAAGACAUGCACACACACACACACACACGCACGCACGCGCGCGUACACACACACACACACACACACACACACACACACACACACACACACACACACACACACACACACACACACACACACACACACACACACACACACACACACACACAAACAUACA
Molecule: messenger RNA, 8267 nt
Organism: Gadus macrocephalus (Pacific cod)
Lineage: Eukaryota; Metazoa; Chordata; Actinopteri; Gadiformes; Gadidae
Gene: csf1b
Product: colony stimulating factor 1b (macrophage)
Exons: 10
Coding region: 21-992 (323 amino acids)
Cellular component (GO): membrane
Molecular function (GO): cytokine activity; growth factor activity
Source: RefSeq, a predicted model, not a curated record